Leptidea sinapis is the source of this 2338-nucleotide messenger RNA. RefSeq lists its product as uncharacterized. Gene Ontology annotation, biological process: immune response. Bases 113 to 2323 code for a protein of 736 amino acids. Gene Ontology annotation, cellular component: lysosome. Gene Ontology annotation, molecular function: cysteine-type endopeptidase activity. The transcript has 16 exons. The record is from RefSeq and is a predicted model, not a curated record. Lineage: Eukaryota; Metazoa; Arthropoda; Insecta; Lepidoptera; Pieridae.
UUGCGCUGUCAGGUAGCCGGUAGGCGACCUCGACACUGGCCCGGUGGUGGUGGCGAGUUGCUUGGCAGCUCGGCUCCCUCGUCACCAGCACCAGUCACAGUGACGCACCAACAUGGCGCGGGCGUCUCCUGUUCUCUACGUACUAUACGUCACGGCCCUGGUGGUGGGGGGCAACGAUGCUGGGGGACACCCGUGGUCUUCUCUCUCUGGUGGCCGAGCAGAAGGACGCGGCGAGACGAGCGCUCCAGCCUGGCCCUGGCAGCCGCUCUCCGUCAACAUUCCCAUCCCUCGAGGUGUGAGCGGCUCGACUCUCCCGCUCGUCAUCCUGCCGCUGCCGAUUCCUGCUGCGCCUGUCCCGCCACAGCCACAGACUGAGUGCAGAAUAAGCGAAGAAGAUAAAAACUCGAACAAGAUUCAUUUCGAGCAUGAUUUAAAGGACUACGUGAGAUCGGAACCACAACCGGCACCGCGACCGCAGAGCGCGGUGUUCCCGGGUGCACCUCCAGCGGAGCCCCCGGCAGCACCCCCUGCAGCCCCAGCACCGCCCCCAAAGCCACAGCAGUAUCCAUCGUACGUGCGGCCUGAGGAGCUCGACCAGACAGUUUCUGCACCGCGCAUACAGACCAUAUACACGUCCGAGGAGUUGGUGGAGCUGUUCCGUGCGCAGUCUCCCGUGGCGCCCGAGUUGCCGCCAGUUCUCCAGUCGGCCCACGAUCGCAGCGAGCGCCACCAGAUGCCGGAGUUGGCGGACGCGGCGGCACCUGGUCCGCAGCAGGACGCGGCCCCCGCCGUCCCCGUGGCCAGGGGGCGGUUCUCCGCACGAGACCCCCCCGCGCCCCGCAUCACCCGCUCCCUGCUGAUCAGCGGCGAGCUGACAGUGCCACGCGCCGACUACACCGAGUCCUACAUGGCUUGGUGGGACGCCAACACGGGCGCUGCUCGCGUCGAAUACUAUGGAGGGUCCACUUCCACCUACAGAACUGUCGAGCCAAACGGAAGCGUUCAGAACCUUGAAAUGCGCGUGGACCGAUCCGGAGAGGUCGCGAUCCGUCGCUGCGGCCGCACGCCGCGUGAACCAGCCACGGACGGCGCGCGUACUCCGCCAGCCCUGCCCAACCUCAGCUUGUUCAAUUUUGCUGGUUACGAGCAGUACGGCGAGCAGAAGGUGGAGCGGUGGCGUCACGUGGUGUCAGGACGCGCGGGACAGGCUGGCGCCGCGCGGGGGGAGGUGCUCACCUUCCGCCAUGACCUGCUACUGGCGCGGCGUGAACCUGACAACGUGCAGCCCCUCGUGUACACCGUGGCAGUAGACAGCUCGGUGUUGGGACCAGACUGUGACGGAUAUCAACAUCGGUACUUGGUCGUCACUCCGCACGACAAAGGAAACGAUUUCUUCAGACCGAAUAUUGAAGAACUUUGUGACGUGGUGGAGUCGUUGAACACAUCCAACCCCGAGCACCGCGCGAGACUUGACCCACUCGCCGAGUUCACGAUGAAGCAGAGGGACGCGAGAUACGACGACAAAUUGAAGCGAUUUAAAACAGAAUUCGAUCGUCAGUAUAUUGACGACAAGGAGGAGGCGGUGAGGAAGAACCUCCUGAUGCAGCACAGCAGGUUCACUUCGUCCGGGAACAGAGAGGGUGCCACCGUCGAGCUCGGCCUGAACUUCCUCGGGGACCGGCUCGACGUUGAGCUGGAGAGUCUGAUGGGAGUGCAGCUAUCGCAGGAGCGGUUCCCGGCCGAGCGAUUCCCGCAUGAGCGCCGCGACUUGCAGCGCGCCGAGCCACGUCUUCCCGAUAAGUUCGACUGGCGGCCGCGCGGCGCCGUAUCGCCAGUGCGCUUUCAGGGCGCUUCGUGUGCGUCUUGCUGGGCGUUUGCAGUGGCCGGCGCUGUAGAAGGCGCACUCUUCGUGAAGACACGCCGGCUCGUACCGCUCUCCGAGCAGUGUCUCGUCGACUGCGCCCAACCGUUUGGCGCCAAGGGUUGCAAAGGCACCUGGCCCAGUAACGCAUACGACUACGUGCAGAGCCGUGGACUACCCGCACUCGACGAGUACACGCCGUACCAGGAGAAGGUGUUGGAGUGCAAGGACCAGGUGAUCCCAGCCGUCACCCGCAUCAGCUCACAUGUCAACGUGACAGCGAACAGUGUACCUGCGCUCAAGGUGGCGAUCAAACAACAUGCGCCGAGCGUCGUCAUCAUCGAUGCGAAGGCGAAGAGUGUGGUGUUCUACAAGAAGGGUGUCCUGUACGACGACAGAUGGUCAGUGUCCUCCCCUGAUACUUGUUCUCGUAAUAUACAAACGUAUACUGAACUAAACUGAUCAAGUAAAUUAUAC